AUGAUGGACAAGUACGUAAAGGUACCAAGGGUGGACAACAACAAGGUUGAGCCGAAUGAGAUCAGACUGUCAUACACAAGGAAGGUUAGUCCUGCAAUUGAACAUGGACUCAACUUGUUUGCCAAGGGAGAGAACACAGUAUUUAUGAAGGCUGUAGGAUCAAGCACAAUACCAAAGGCUAUAUUGGUCACUGAGAUGAUCAAGAGACGUGUGGCCGGCAUACAUCAGGUCACAGAGGUUGGAACUGAGGACAUCGUCACAAAGUAUCUGCCAAAGGAGGAAGGAUUGGAUAUAGUAGAGAUGAGGAAGCAGACACCAUUCAUUAGGAUUACACUCUCAAAGAUACAACCAGACACUACACAGUUGGGUUACCAACCUCCACAGCCAGAGUCAAUGGUUCAGCCCAGGGACGCCAAACCAAAGACCACUUCCACCACAACAACUACAACUGACAACAGUGGAGGUAGCAGUAGCAGUAGUGGUGAUCAGCAAGAGGUACAACACCACAAUGGAGGAGCAAGAGGCAGUGGAUAUAGAGGAAGAGGCAGAGGUGGACGCGGUAGAGGAAGAGGUGGUCGUGGCAGAGGUGGAAGAGGUGGAAGAAACUUCAACUCCAACGAUGGCAACAACAACAACAAUGAGAACGAUGAUGGUGAUGUCACAAUGGACAAGCAACAAACAGAAGGUGGCAACAGAGGUUCCCAUAGAGGUGGACAAAGUAGAGGCGGCUCAAGAGGAGGCAGAGGAGGAAGAGGAGGAAGAAGAGGAGGACUCAAGCGACGUUCAAUGGACAGGAAUGGUGAUGAUACAUCAAUGUCAGAGGGCCAAUCAAAUUGA
This is a messenger RNA of Acytostelium subglobosum LB1, 837 nucleotides long. RefSeq lists its product as hypothetical. The record is from RefSeq and is a predicted model, not a curated record. Gene Ontology annotation, molecular function: RNA binding. Gene Ontology annotation, biological process: tRNA 5'-leader removal. Gene Ontology annotation, cellular component: ribonuclease MRP complex. Bases 1 to 837 code for a protein of 278 amino acids. The transcript is spliced from 2 exons. Lineage: Eukaryota; Evosea; Eumycetozoa; Acytosteliales; Acytosteliaceae.